AUGACGCCGCCACCACCGCCUCCUCCACCGCCUGUCAGUCAGUUCCAUCAUCAUCAGAUGCCGACCACACCUCACUAUUGUCAGGACUGUCUGUCCUCGCCUUCGCCACCGCCCACAAUCAUCACAGAGCAGGCCCAAGUGCAUGCCAUGCCGGGAUUGACCACCCCACAGCCGCACAUCGAGCACUGCUCCUGUGGACUGAGUUUCUCGGUGGUGCACGAUCAGCAGGAGCAGCUUGCUCCCAGGCUGCUCUCCUCGAGGUUCUCCACCCUGGAGCGGCAGUCCGAUGGCUUUCAGGUGGAACGGGUUUCCGGCUGCCAGCAUCAUCACCACCAGCUAAGCCCCAUCUACCAUGUCCCCCAAGGCAGCCAGGAUGCACAUGCUCAGACGGAUUUCUCCUACGCGCAGCGCUGAAAGAUAUAUCUAUAUAGUCCAAGUGAGGGCGCCGUUGCGACCCACAGAGAGUGAGAUUGAAUUUCGCUUAGUUAUUUAACCUUAUUGUUUACCUAUGUUAUUAGAAAUGCUCCAUAGAACCCCCACUCUCUUUUACUCUAAUUAUUUUUGGUGCCAAAUUUUUGCUGCAAGUCCAAAGCGCAAUAUAAACAAAUGUUGUAAUGAUAGGUUGCUAUACAAUUUUAUAAGUUUUAAAUAUUAAUUUUAUAUUUUAUAUUUACAUUUAUAUUUAUACGGGGAAUUGUCGCUAAAGUUACUAAGAAGAAUAUUUAUUUAAGAGAAUAAAGAUGAAUACAUUUUUAUAAAGAACGAGAAUAUCAAAUACUAAAACCAAAAUACAGAACUCUAAUCAAAAACGAACUACGCAAAUUAUAUACACUGAAAACCAAGCAGGACACCGACAAAAUGUGCAAUGCAGUUUUUACUUUAACAAAACGAACAUAGCCCUAUACACAAAAAUUGACAUAUAUACACAUGAGUACGACAUAUAUAUAUGCGAAAAGCAAUUAGGAAUUUUAAAGUGCUACUAGCUUCAUAACGAAUCAAAUAAGUUUUCCAUUUUUGUAAAUUUUUUAAAAUAAACAUAUUUAUAUAGAGUCUUCAUACAUGUAUGUAUCUGAAUACACUUUGAAACGCGCAUCAAUCAAAAGCGUUAAACUCGUAUUUAAAAACUGAAAACUAAUCAUAAAAUACAACUAGUCAACAAGUCGAAUAAACAUUGAUAAUUACGAAAGGAAAUUAUGAAACAUAUUGUCUAUAAAAAUGCAUGGCGAGAAUAUAAGAAUUUACUAAAGAAUUUAAUAAAGUAUAAAAACAUAAAAUUA
This is a messenger RNA of Drosophila biarmipes, 1277 nucleotides long. RefSeq lists its product as uncharacterized. NCBI's taxonomy places the organism in Eukaryota, Metazoa, Arthropoda, Insecta, Diptera, Drosophilidae. The record is from RefSeq and is a predicted model, not a curated record. The coding region runs from base 1 to 414 and encodes 137 amino acids. The transcript has a single exon.